Molecule: messenger RNA, 501 nt
Organism: Alternaria hordeiaustralica
Lineage: Eukaryota; Fungi; Ascomycota; Dothideomycetes; Pleosporales; Pleosporaceae
Exons: 2
Coding region: 1-501 (166 amino acids)
Molecular function (GO): beta-phosphoglucomutase activity; sugar-phosphatase activity
Source: RefSeq, a predicted model, not a curated record
AUGGUCGAAGACAUCUCCCAAGCAGAGGGGUUGAUUCCGAAAGAAUUCGGACAAGACGCCAUUGAGAUUCCCGGUUCACGAGCUCUGUUGGACAAGCUCGAAGAGCACCUUGUUCCAUGGUCCAUUGUUACCUCAGGCACGCGACCUCUUGUGCAAGGCUGGCUCGAUGUCAUGAAGCUGGCGCACCCCAAGAAUCUCGUAACGGCAGAAGAUGUGCCCAACGGCAAGCCAGACCCGGCGCCCUACCAGAUGGGUGCAAAGAAGCUGGGGCUCCAAGAAAACAAAUCUUCCAUCAUUGUCUUCGAAGAUGCGCCUGCAGGCGUCAAGUCUGGAAAGGCAGCAGGGUUCGUCGUGGUGGGACUUUACACCACACAUACGCUAGAACAGCUGAUAGAAGCUGGCGCAGAUUACAUUGUCAAGGACAUGCGCAGUGUCACGCUGACAUCAUGGGACAAAGCAACAGGGCAAGGAGACAUACAGAUCGCAGAUGCCUUAGUCUAA